Rotaria sordida is the source of this 2226-nucleotide messenger RNA. Lineage: Eukaryota; Metazoa; Rotifera; Eurotatoria; Philodinida; Philodinidae. The record is from the annotation of a GenBank genome assembly.
AUGGAAGAUAAUUUUGAACAACUUGUUAAUGAACUUUUCAUAACUCCUUUAUCAAUUGAUGUUCUUUCAAAACUUACAUUCCUGAUCGAACAGCAAACUUUCGAAUCCGAUUCGUUAUUUGUUUCUCAAUUUAUACAAUCAUUACUUGUUCUAGAACAUUGGGCAUGGAAACAACUCAGCUAUGAUUCUUAUCAAUGGAUCAAUCAACCAAAUUAUUUAACUUUAUUUCAUACAUUUUCAUCGUUUAAUAAAAAUCUAAUUUUAAAUUUUGAUAAUAUUGAAGUUGAAACAAAAGCAUUACUUCUUAUUUCUUGUACAGUAGAUCAAAUCAAUAGUAUAUUUGAACAAAUCAAUCAAAGCAAUAAUGAUAAUGAUCCAUUUAUUGCUAUAAUUAGUUUUUGGUUGAAUAAUUUAGCAUUUUUCAUUCAUGAAAAUCCUCAAUUUGACACAUCACCGAUUAUUUGUCAUAUCAAUCAAUAUAUCGGACGCAACUAUGUUAUGACUGAUCAAUUCAAAUUUUAUUUAACUCAACUUCAACAAUCAAACUUACCACAAUCUAUAUUCACUACUAAACAAUUAUUCUAUAUAAAAACAUGUUCAUUUUCUUUAAGUUCAUAUUUAACUGCUAAAGCUCAAAAUUUUCUUUUUACUGCUGAAGAAAUAUUACAUCAUGUUGGUAAUAAAUAUUUACAAAUAAUUAAUAUUCAUAGUCAUACAAUGGAAUUAUGGAGUAAAGAAUUCCUUAUUUGUAUUACUUAUCUUACUGGUUUUAUUGGUGGAUGUUGUUGGUGGGGUGGAGAAAAAUUAACACAUGCAAAAAUACUUUUUUCAACUGAACAAAUAUCUUAUGAUCUUGUACAAGGACUUAUACGUAUAAUUAGUUAUAAACCAAUUUAUAAAGAAAUUAAAAAUGAACGAUUAAUUUUAAUUGAUAUUAUUUUAAAAUUUCUAUUAUUUAUAUUACAAACACAAAAUAUGAUUUAUGUUUUUCGUUCACAUAUAUUAUUACCUGAUAUACUUUUGACUAUUGUUGAAAAUUCAUCUUGUGACAAACUUUCUUUAUGUGCAUAUGCUAUUUUAAGUGAAAUUUUAACUGAUGAAAAAUUAAAAGAAUUAAAAAUUACCAAUAAUAUUUGUAAUUUUCUAUUUAAUAUACUUGAACAAGGAUGGCAUCAUCCAUUGAAAAAAUAUAAACAAAUGCCAAUUAUUUAUUUAUUACGAAGUUUUUCAUCUUUAUCUAAAAGCAAUACUAUUCAACAAAAAGUUUCUGAUGGACAUAAAUUAUCAUUUUUUAUUGAAAUGUGUGAUGAAUAUCCAAUUGUAUAUGAUAUUAUAUGGGCAUUUUCAUUUAAUCAAGAUAUUCAACAACAACUUCGUUCUAAUUCAUCAUUCAUGUCUAAAUUAACUCAACUAUCAAAAGAAUGUGAUAAUAAACAAAUGUCUAAAAUGAUUCAUGGAAUUCUAUGGAAUCUUGAAAUAAAUCAUGAAAAUCGUUCAACAUUAGAAAUUAAAAAUGGAAAAAGAUUUGAUAUUAUGAUUAGUUAUUCACAUAAAGAUAAAAUAAUUUGUAAACAAAUUUAUGAUGAAUUAAUUAAAUUUGGUUAUCCACAAUAUGCAUUUCAACAGCAACGUAAAAUAGUUCCAGUUCUUUUACAAAAACAAUAUAAACCUGAUGGAUGGUUAUUGUUUCUUAUUGGUCAAUUAUAUUAUGUUGAUUUUAUUAAAUAUGAAUUUUCACGAGCAAUGGAAAUUUUAUUUAAAGAACUUAAAGCUACAAAUAUUGUUGAUAACAAUGCCGGCAAUGUUCAAUUCAAAGAAAAUGCUGUUGUUACAUCUCAUGUUCUACAGAUGUCUUCGCCGAAACUAUAUCUUUCACCAAUACUUCCAGAAAAGAUUACAGACUGGACACAAAUACAUGUACAAGAAUGGCUUACUCGACAUAAUCUUAUUCAUUUAUCUCGUCUUUUAGUUGAUUGUAAUGGUUCAAGUUUAUUAUAUCUCGAUGAUCUUCUUAGACAUGGUGACAUAAAACAAACGUUGAGUCUUCUUCAAGAAGAUUCACUUCGAAGAACAGGACAAAGUUUGUCAUAUAUAGAAUUGUCGAUUUUUGGAUCCCUUAUGAAUGAACAAAAACUUUUUCUCCAAUCGAAUGUUGCUGCACAAGUAACUACAGUUGCUAGUGAUAAUUAUAAGAAGUGUUCGUUAUUUUGUUGUCGAAUAAUGUAA